UUCACUGUCACAGUAAGUGUAGCUUACCAGGAAUCAUGCAUUGAAUUUAUCUUGUACGUAUAUAGGUAGUCCUAGGUAUUGAAAUGACUGUGUCAAAGCCAAACUAAUGGUGAUCUUAAAUAAGUUUGAUUUCUAACAAACUUUGGUAAUUCUACCAUCAAAAAACUUCUCUGUACCAUUAAAUGUGGAGGAUGUUGAUUCAGCAAAAAUAAGUUGUGAAAGGUCCCAUGAUAAAAAGGAAGUAAUAAUGCAACUUUCUCAUUUUUGAACCUUCAAUAUUUCAAAACUAGUAUUCCUUACAGGUGUGAGUGAUAAUGGAGUCUCCAUUAGAUAAUAUAUCUGAUUCUGAAAUUGAUGCUGGCACAUUCAAAUAUAUUCUCAUCAAGGUACAUUAUUCACCAGAGGGCGGACCUGAAACUUCUAAGUUUAUUGUCAGAGGGUACACCUGGGCUGACUUCCAUGCCAACAUCUAUGAGAAGGUAGCGCCUGCAAUAGAGAAGACAGCUGGCAUGGACUGCGAGUGUGUGGGAGGCGGUAGAAUUAAGCACUCUCUUGAUGAGAAGACCAUUAAGGUGUAUGGCUACUCUCAAGGCUAUGGACUGGCUGACCAUGCUCUAACUGUGGAAAUUCUUAAGAAGAAAUAUCCAGAUUAUGAGAGUAUAACAUUUUCUAAUGAUGGGUAUUAAUAACUGACAUCUCUAGUCCUAGUUCUAGAAAAUAAUAUAUUCUAGGAUCAGCUGCACUAGAGUUCAGAUUUUUAUUAUUUGUUUCAUGAAAUCCUUCUGUGUGCAUUUAAAGGAAGUUGUUGCAUGCAUUAUAACACCUCAUAAAUAAUAGUGAUUUGACAAUCAUAGAUAUUCUACUUUUGAAAAUAGAAUUGAGGUUUCUUUUCUGCAAAUGUGUUAUAAUUAUUCAUUAUUUUUUAUGAUAAAAUUUUGAAUAAUUGUAAAAAAUAUAUUCUUCAUUUUGUUGAUUUGGUCACUGAGUUUUUCCUAGUUUGGUAAAAGGGGAGAGGCAAAUUAUUAAAAUUUUGUAAAAAUCUUACUAAAAAGUGAAAAUGAGCAAGCCCAAUUACACAGUUGUUUGUUUGAGAGCAGCUAAUCUUUGAAGCCAAAUUGAUGAAUUAAAGCACCCUUUUAAUAUUCAGAGUUGUGUUUAAUACUUCGAUAUUAUGUGAGGGUGUUUAUUAUCCUUGACUUCUCUACUUAAUAAUCUUAUCUGGGUGAUUUUUCCCAUCCUAUUUCAAUAAUACCUGCUGUUGUUGUGCCCUGUUCAUAGCAGUUUGCCGUCAAGCUGCUCUAUUUUGAAUUGAGUCACUGUUGCUCUGUAUUACAAGGAGGACAUUCAUGUCUAUAUAUAAAAUUAACAUGGGAGUUUCUUGGGGAAAUGAUGGAAGCAAAAAAAUUUUCUCUGCAGUCGGAUGAGAAUAUGACAUUAUACUCUAUUUAAGUGGGAGUUUAUAAUAAAACUGCUCAUCCUUAAAGGCAACUGCUGUGGGACAAGCUAUGCUGGAUGUUAGUGUUCUAAUUUUGCUUCAUUAUCAACCUGAUUUCAAAUUUAAUUAAUUAUAUUGGCCAAUCAUUUUACAGCUUACAAUUUACACUUUUUAAUCAACAGACACUUAUUAAUGGAAUUUGAAUUGUGAUAAAAGGGCAUACCAAUACAAUUUUGUUCCUAUGCAAUGAUGCCGCAUUGAGACUCAGUUUUGCAGCUAGGUUUUAUUAACAAAUUUUCCCCAGCUCUCCUUACCAAGUUACUUCUCCCACUAAUUGUUUUCUAUUGUUUAUCCUACCUUUUAUGAUAUCCCGUGUAAGAAAAUUUUAGUCGCUUGUUCACAUAUCUCAGUAGUCUUAAGUUCUAACUCGUACUAUCAUAAUGAAUUCCUACUUGAAAGUGGAUUUUUCUCCACUGUUAAUCUAAAUUGUCAAAUUUAAGAUGACAAAAUUAUAAAUUUGAGAUUGUUU
Molecule: messenger RNA, 1964 nt
Organism: Hyalella azteca
Lineage: Eukaryota; Metazoa; Arthropoda; Malacostraca; Amphipoda; Hyalellidae
Product: 14 kDa phosphohistidine phosphatase
Exons: 2
Coding region: 315-686 (123 amino acids)
Biological process (GO): peptidyl-histidine dephosphorylation
Cellular component (GO): cytosol
Molecular function (GO): protein histidine phosphatase activity
Source: RefSeq, a predicted model, not a curated record